UUUCAACCCAUCGCCCGCCAGCUGUUCUCGUCGCCGGCAAAUUAAUAAUCAUAUAUUUAAGGAAUAUUCAACGUUGAUUAUGAACGAUAUCAAACAGUUGAAGGAUCAGCAACGCGACAAACAUCCCGGAUUCGAUGCCUACCUGGAUUGUAUGACCCGUUCCCUCUUCACGGGCCUGGCCUCAUUCUGCUUGGGCUUUUCCGGCACCUACUUUGCCCAGAAGAUAAUUCAGUCGAAGAUCCGCUAUCCGGCCAAGUACAACAUUUUGGUGGCCUCAGUGGUGGCCACGGGCAUCUCGUACCAGGCGACAUCCUCACGCACCAGAUCUUGCCAAGCCGCCUGGAUGGCCUUUGAGGACAAGCAUACGAUACUGAAGGAGGAAACCUUUUAG
Messenger RNA from Drosophila obscura, 391 nucleotides. Its product is annotated as transmembrane protein 141. Lineage: Eukaryota; Metazoa; Arthropoda; Insecta; Diptera; Drosophilidae. The transcript has 2 exons. The record is from RefSeq and is a predicted model, not a curated record. Bases 80 to 391 code for a protein of 103 amino acids.